This is a messenger RNA of Funneliformis geosporum, 1653 nucleotides long. Lineage: Eukaryota; Fungi; Glomeromycota; Glomeromycetes; Glomerales; Glomeraceae. The record is from the annotation of a GenBank genome assembly.
AUGUAUAAUUCACUAUCUUCUUCAUGCUCCACUGGCUUUAUUGGCAGCAGCUGUUAUGGUCUACCAGUAAAUAAUGACACACUUGAAAAAAUAUAUUGUAAUAUACCAGCAACUGAAGUUCUUGAAGAAAUGUAUAAGACACUGAAAUUGGAUAUUCCUCCAAUGUAUACGUUUCGUCAAGAAACUAUUUCACAAAAAUAUUUUUGUAGUGCUGGUUUUAUUAAAAUAUGGUAUGAUACAAAAGAAACCUUUUCAGAUAAAGAAGGAGCGAAAGAAGCUGCUGCUAGAAACCUAUUGAAGAUAAUUAUGUCUUUGGAAGAGCAUGAAAAGUUCCUUCAGGUUCUAAGAGAAAAGUUGAAAAAGAACCAGGAAGCAAAUGAUGAUGGAGGGUUAUCCAAUUUUAUGAAAAACUUACACCUUAAUAUUCCAAAGAAGAAAAAAAAUAAAAAUAAACAUAAUCCUACCGUUACUGGUAGACCUAGAAGAAGCAAAAAAUCAUUUGAUAUGCAAGUUAACACUCCAAAACUGGGUAAGAAGCAUAGGAAGAAAUUACGAAAAAAUCAACAAGCUAUGGCAGCAAUUAAUCAAAAUUUUAAUCAGGAAAGUAAACCUAAAAAGGUGCAAUUUGAUGAUAGGAUCCUAAUUCUCGGUGAAGAUGUUAUACCAAAAUCAAAUAGAUCAAAUGGUAUAAGGAGUAUAAUGAGUCAAAGAAGAAAGAACUCAACGGGUACGUCGAGUUUAUACGGUGCAAUUUCUAAUAAUUCACCAGAAACUUACCAAAUAUUGGUAGAGGAAUUUGCGGAAAAAGAUAAAAUCUGCGUUCCUGCUAGCAAGUUGUUGGAUGAGUUUUGUACCAUAACAAAUAUUUCUAAACCAAGGUAUGAAUUCUGCGACGAUGGUUAUGGAAACUACGUCGCAGAAAUUCUAGUUGGUGAAGUUAAAUAUAAAGGUGAACGGGUUUUUUGGUAUCCUGAUGAAGCUCAAGAAUGUGUAGCAGAGAUAGCUUUUAACGUUUUAUAUGCCAAAAUUGAUGAGAAUACACGAAUGGAAUUCAAAAGGAGAAUUCAUCAUGCAUUUAACAUGCCUAAAGAAAUGCAAACACCAUUAACUAUAUCACAGCAAGGAUAUGAAUCGCAAAAUCAUGUGCCAGCAUAUCCAAACUAUAGCGGCAAUCCUUGCAUACAACAACCAUUUGGAAUGACAUCUCAACUGCCUCCGCCAAUUUAUCAUAAUAAUCCGAUGGAAUUUACAUCUCAACCAAUAUUCAACUUACCACCCACAACAUUAGCAGCUCCUUUUUCAACACAUCAUGCUCCAAACCUUGAAAGUGUUCAGCAGCAAACUCGUCAAGAAAUCCCGGUAAAUAUUCCAACAAAACGUGCAAAUCGAACAGACGUAUCUCAGCAGCAAAAGGAACCCAUAGCACAAUAUUAUCCUAACAUUUUGUAUAAACUUGUUAAUGAAAAUGAUUGGGGUAUUAUUGAAUAUCAGUUCAGUAACACCUCGAAAGGUUAUAGAUGUACUUGCCACGCUAGAAAAUUAAAAUUCAUUUCGAAUCCAUGUGCAGAUAAAGAAUCUGCUAAAAAUCAAGCAGCUAAAAUUGCUUUCUUGGCGUUUUUGGAAUAUGGUAAUUCCGACGAAAAUCUAGUAUAA